AAAGAUCUGUCCGAUUUUCUUUCCUUCUGCACUCUGCGGUUUUAUGUAUAAUUCGCUGUAUCGGCGAGUGGUUGCUGUAAACGAAUCAGUAUCUACGAGAAGUCUUCAAACAAUUCGGGACUAUCCGGAGGAAUUCGCCGAGUUCCACCUAAAGUGCAUUAUGGCUGGAGAGCUUAACAUGCAACCGGCAGUUUUUCAUCAUAGCCCUUCAGGAAGAGUAACACGUUUUUCUCUGUUGAUUUGCAGGAACUUUAUCAAUAAAGAUGGAUGUCACUGAACCGUCGACGUCAGAAGAAGUCGGUUGGGAGUCAGGAUUAUCCAUUGCUGAUCAAGUGAAAGCAGCUGCUGAAGAAGCUGUCAAUCAAUCAGGGUUUGUUUACAAUGAAGAGACUGGCCUCUACUAUGACAAUACUACACAGCUAUAUUACAACUCUGAGACCGGAUUAUACUAUAAUGGUUUUACGGGAACUUGGUAUCGCUAUGAUGAAACCAUAUGUGAAUAUGUGGUGCAUCAUCAAGUAGAAGGAUUCACCUUUGAAAAUGCUGUUGCUGAACAUGUUCUCAACUCAAUUGACAACUACACAACUGAGUUAUCCAAAAAAGUUGAAGCUGAAAUCAAGUCAAGUAAACAAGAGGGUGAACUUUCUGAAGAAGAAGUUGAUGAAGUAGACCUGAAACACAACAAGACCAAAGGUGAAGCACACAAGCUUGCCGAACGUCUACCUCCUUGUGCUCGGUUUUUGGUUGUGAGUUCUUCAAUUGAUAGAGUAAAGAUUGGUUCUUUAUUUGUUGUACCUUAUACUGGUGGAACCAUUGGAAGAUUGCCAGAAUGUGAGGUCUUUUUAGAUGAUGUAAAUGUUAGUAAGAAGCAUGCCAAAUUUGGAUACAACCAGGAUGAAAAAUCUUUUACCAUUAUUGAUUUGGGCAGUCGGAAUGGUACUUUCAUUCACAUGGAACGACUUUCUGGAUCUAAGGAAACGAGCGAAGAAUACAUUUUGGCCCAUGACUCCCAGAUACAAGUUGGAAGUAUCACACUUUUAUGUCACAUCCAUGCUGGCUUGGAAACAUGUGACGGCUGUGAACCAGGUUUGGUUAUCAAAGAGCAAGAAAACAAAGAUAUGGGCUGUUCAAUUUCAGCCAAUAAAGAAGAUUUGGAAAAAGCUCGAAAAAGGGAGCUCAAGAAGAUACGUCAAAAAUUUGGACUUAAGCUGCAUGAUUCUGAUGAUCCCGUGUCACUGAAGCCUGGUUACCAAGAUCGAGCAGAGGUGCGACGCCAGACGGUGGGUAUUGAUCCCGUCGGUGCAAAGACAGAGCAGGCCUCCACUUUGGUACCGAUCGCCAAAAAGAACAAAGGUUUCCAAAUGCUGGCUAAAAUGGGUUGGAAUGAAGGUCAGGCUCUGGGUAAAACCGAAUCAGCUGAUGCCAUCAUCGAACCAAUAUCAGUAGACAUGAGAGCCGGUAGAGAAGGCUUGGGAGCCGAUGCAAUUCCUUCAAUCAGCUCUUUUCAUUCGGAUGCGUCAAGAAAACGACGAGCUGAUGUGUUAGAAAAAACAAGACACCGAUACUCACAAGCGCAAUAAGGAGCGUGCUAUUUUCCUUCUCUUCCAUCGUAAUCAUUCACCUAUCGUUUGCUGGAUGGGUAAUACAAGGCGUUUAUUGUA
Molecule: messenger RNA, 1661 nt
Organism: Daphnia carinata
Lineage: Eukaryota; Metazoa; Arthropoda; Branchiopoda; Diplostraca; Daphniidae
Product: angiogenic factor with G patch and FHA domains 1-like
Exons: 4
Coding region: 264-1580 (438 amino acids)
Molecular function (GO): protein binding; nucleic acid binding
Source: RefSeq, a predicted model, not a curated record